AUGGAUUUAACAACAAUCAAAUGUAAAGUUUGUGGAACAUUUGAAUCAACGUCUAUUGAUGCAUUUAGAUUACAUGGUAUCAAUCAUUGUAUACCGUCGGUUGCUAGAUACUUUGGUUUCACUCAAGAACAACUAUUAGAGCAACUACAACUACAUCAACAACAACAAUAUGAUGAAAUAACGAGAGAGAAUAAUUCAACAUUGAUCGCAGAUAGUAGUUCAAAUGACAACCUUCCAAAUACUACAACUCUAUUUAAAAGUUUAAUUAAAUCACCAUACAUUAGACAAACAAUAUUCUAUCAAAUAAAAGAGAUAGGCUAUAAGAUUAUUAAUAGACAUGAGUCAUAUUGUGGAAGAGAUCAUGUUGGUAAAGAUAUCAUCAAAUUACCUCAUCUUGGUAUGAUAUCAAAGUUUGCAAUGCCAUGGAACUUUAUCAAACAUUAUCUACCCAACAAAGAUAAAGUAUUGCCAAAGAGAAGAUGGUAUGUCAUUAGUCGGUAUUGUUCACAUCAAAAUGCAACAUUGGAUACACUAUUAAAACUAUUGGAAUGGUCACCCGAUUAUGAUCCUCAAGAUCAAUUUGAACGUUGUCAUCAAAAUCUAUUUUACAAUGUUGCAUCUAAAGGACAUAGAGAUAUACUGGAAUUGCUGUUAAAAAGAUAUCCAAAUAUCUAUAUGAAUGGAAAAUAUAGUGCAUUGAAUGUUGCAUCAGAGAAAGGACAUUUAUCAACAGUCCAUCUAUUAUGUUCAAUCAAGGGAAUGUACUGCACCCCUGAUGCUAUGGAUGGAGCCGCAGAGAAAGGCCAUUUAGAUAUUGUAAAGUAUCUCGAUCAAAAUCGCACCGAAGGAUGUACAACCAUGGCGAUUAAUUUGGCAGCAAAGAAUGGACAUUUGGAUAUUGUCCAAUAUUUAAAGGUUCAUCAAAGAGCAGGAUGUACAACCAUGGCGAUUGAUUUGGCAGCAACGAAUGGUCAUUUAAAUGUUUUAAAAUGGUUAGACAACAACUAUAAAACAAAGGUAGGAUGUACAGAAUAUGCGAUGGACAUGGCAUCAGAGAAUGGCCAUUUCCAAAUUGUUCAAUGGUUACAUAACAAUAGAUCUGUAGGAUGCACCACUCGUGCUAUGGAUCAUGCAAAGUCACUUGAAAUAUUUGAAUACCUUCACAGAGCUGGUAAAACAUGUACAUCAUUGGCAAUGGAUAAUGCAUGUUUAAAAGGUGACUUGGAUUUUGUAAAGUAUCUUUACUAUAAUCGAACUGAAGGGUAUAGUGAAGCAGCAAUCAUUAAUGCUUGUACAAGUGGUAAUUUGGAAUUGAUAAAGGUAUGCCAUAUGAAUGAAGUAUGUCCACCCGAAGCAGUUGACGCUGCUAUAGAGAAUGAAUGUAGUUUGGAUGUCAUACAAUAUCUCGAUCAAGAAUGUACAAUCAAUGGUUUGAAAUAUGCAAUCUAUAAAGAUCGUUUGGAUAUUUUUCAAUAUCUCCAUCGACGGUACCCAAAUUCUACUCAUAUGUGGACAAGAGAUGUAUUGGAUGAAGCUGCCAAAUCAGGUAAAUUGGAUAUUAUAAAGUUUCUUCAUGAAAAUAGGACUGAAAGAAGUUCUACCAAUGCAAUGGAUUUGGCGGAAAAUAUAGAAGUGACCAAGUUUCUACAUUUCAAUCGUACCGAGGGGUGCACAACCGAUGCUAUGGAUAAUGCAGCAAGAAGGGGUGAUUUAGAGACUGUUGAAUUUCUUCAUGAAAAUAGAACUGAAGGUUGCACUGAAGAAGCUCUAUGGAAAUCCAAAGACCACCCAGAUAUCUACACUUACAUAUUAUCAAACAAAAUAGUAUCAAUGGAAUCAAUUCAAAAUGGUCGUAUCAAAACAUUACCAUAUGAAAAAAACCAAGAGGAUAAUUAUGAAAUUGUUGAUCUUAUCAACAAAUAUUAUGGAAUUAAAAUUAAUUAA
Messenger RNA from Cavenderia fasciculata, 1944 nucleotides. RefSeq lists its product as uncharacterized. Gene Ontology annotation, molecular function: protein binding. The transcript is spliced from 5 exons. The coding region runs from base 1 to 1944 and encodes 647 amino acids. NCBI's taxonomy places the organism in Eukaryota, Evosea, Eumycetozoa, Acytosteliales, Cavenderiaceae. The record is from RefSeq and is a predicted model, not a curated record.